This is a messenger RNA of Cylindrotheca closterium, 1221 nucleotides long. NCBI's taxonomy places the organism in Eukaryota, Bacillariophyta, Bacillariophyceae, Bacillariales, Bacillariaceae. The record is from the annotation of a GenBank genome assembly.
AUGAUGGAAUUUGUUACGGCUGGGUUCCGCAACUUUUCGGAAUUUGCAAGGUGGAAGUCUAGUUGUCUUCUUCAUUCUUUCCUGAAAAUUUGUUUGGAUCGUGUGGAGGCGGCCAGGAGACUAAAGACCAAAGGACUUAGUGACACUUAUCUCCGGGAGUAUCAACGAUUUGUCAUUUGGGUAAUAAAGAAUAACCGUAUGCCGGACCCAAUGCAGCGACCCUUUCGUUUUACCACAAGAGACAAUGUGGAUAAAUAUUACAUCCACGACUUUACAAAGAGAGAAUUUGGCACCCAAAAUAGUCGCUCUCGGGUCCAUCAAGCGAUACAAAGGUUUUGGGAUUCAGUAGAGUCUUCUUUUUUUAAAGAUUUUGACACCCUAUCACCUUUGAUGGAUGGCGAAGCUAAAAAAUUCAGAGUAAAAGACAGUGAAGCAGUUGAAGCAAGUGUAAUAGAGCAGCAGCGAUAUUACGAUUCAAUCAAAGAAGACAAGUUUGGAGGAACAGAUCCUUUCAAAGGCCUGAAGGCCGACCUUCUUACUAGUACUGAAAAGAUGAAGGUAAUGACCUAUAUUCUAAAUGAUCGACCAGAUUGGAAGGACAUUGGUUGCUCUUUCAAUUGGGGCUGCAAUGCAGGUUUGAGAGGAGAUUCCACGAGGUCUCUCUGUUUUAAAGAUUUGUAUAUCAGCCAUGGAUUUGCUCCAGGACAAGGAAGGAAUCUGACUGCCAUCUUAAGGAAAGAUGAUCAAAAAAGUGACUUCACUACGGAUCGCCUAGUUGGGGUCCUUCGGCAUCGCCAUUACUUGCUAUGUGCCUCAUUCAUGACAUCCAUGAAUGUAAUUCGGAUACUGCAAUUACGUAGCAACGAGGUUCACUUCAAACGUCCGAACAAAAAGAGUCCAGCCGAAUUCUGGCAAAUUCCUUUUGUCGAUUUUACGAAGCUUGCUGACGAAGAAAAUGCCAUGAGAGAGAUUUACGUCAAGACUGGUGUAGAGUCUUGCAAAGUGACCCAUCACCGAACACAUUGUGUAAUGCAUGCUAGUACUGAGGGUUUACAACAGUAUCAAGUUUCAACCCUCACCAAGCACAUGAACGACAAGCUAACAAAAUCAUACUGGGCUGAAAUGGAACGAAGAUCGAUGACUGUGAUGGCUGGAUUUGACAUGGAUGAAGCCUACAAUGUCCUACGAACGCAGAUUGGAUUGCCACUUUUAUAUAUAUAA